GCGUUUAUUUGUUUGUUGCCUUUCGGAUAUUACAGAAAUUUAUCUAACGGAAUUUUAAACAACAAUAACAAAAACAUUUUUCACUCUACACUUUAUUGAUUUUCUGUUUUAAUCAUGAAAUCGGAUUUACUUUUAUGGGCACAAUUAUUUAAUCAGUCAUCGAAUGAUAUAUUACCAGAACAAUUAAGCGAUGGAUUAUUAUUGAAUACAAUAUUUGGAAUUAUUGAUGAACGGAUCGAUCCAGAUGAUCGUCUAUGUAAAACUGUAACAUGUGUAAAAGAUAGAUUAAUGAAUUGGAAAAUAAUCAUUCAAAAUUUGAGAAACUAUUAUUUGGAAGUUCUACAAGAAGUCAUAACAAUUCGUCCACCAAAUAUUGUCCUGGUCAGUAAAAUACCUGAUUCUGCUCAAGCUGAUCAAGAAUUAGAAAAGAUUCUACUUUACUUAUUAUGUGCAGCUGUACGAUGUGAUCGACGUGAUUAUUUUAUUCGUCAAAUUAUGGAGAAUUUAAAUCCAGACGUCCAGACUGGUAUAAUGACAUGUAUUAAAAAUGUUACUGAAUGUCCGGCAAGUAUCGUAAGUUUUGAAAAAAUUCGAUCAUCUGAUGCUGAUAUUUUACGAACCUUUCGAUCCGUAGUCAAUCAACUUGAAGAUAUUUAUUUAGAGGAAAUUAUUCAGUUAUUAGAUGAAUUAGCAUCAUUACAAAACAAAUUUAUCACAUUACAAGCAAGGUACCAAUUAGCUUCGCGAUCUAAAACAUUAGGACCUAAUGGAUUAAAAGAAAGAUCUGUUUCUACCAUAUCACUCGGUGUUGAUAAUUCACACAGUAAUAGUAAUGGUCAUUUCGCUAUAUCUACACCUAGGCUCGAUGAACAACCAUUUUUGUCACGUAAAAAAUCGGAUAUCAGUGAUUUAAAUGAAUCUUUUGAACAAACUAAUGAACAUUUAAAUGAUGGAGUUUUUAUGAAUGAUAAUAACGUUAAUCAAAAUACUGCGACUAAUAAUAAUAUCAGUAAUAUAAAUGAGUUAUCAGAAAUUGGUCGAAUGGAUUCUGGUUUAGAAGUGGAAACAACAGAGUUAGACUCAAUCCGUUCUUUGUACCCACCAGCUGAUAAUUUAACACCUGAAAUUCUUGUAAUGGAUACGGAUAAGCAUCAUUUAUCGGUCGAGUUGGCUGAAACCAAAGCUAAGUUACGUCGAGCACAUAUUGAAAUUGAAGAUCAAGCUGAUCAAUUAGUUGAACUACAAGAUCAUUUAUUUGAAACACGUCGUGAAUUAAGUCAAGUAAAAGAGGAACGGGCACGUUUAGCUGAUGCAGCUUAUACAGCAAGACAUUGGCAAGAUGAAGUAGAUGCAUUAAAACAAACAGCAGAACGUGUUAUUAAUUUAGAAGCAGAAAAUGAAAAACUCAAAGAAAGACUACAUGAAAUCGAUUAUUAUAAAGCUCGAUGUCAACAACUUACUGAAGAUUUAGAAAUUUUAUCUAAUGAACAUUCACAAUGGGCAGAUAACGAAGAAAUCACUCAUGAAUAUCAUCAUAAAAUUACAGAUUUAGAAAAAGAAUUAAAUAAAACACGAUGUCAGUUGACAGAAACAGAAAAUGCUCGAAAUUCAGAUUUGGAUUUAAUUAAAAACCUUCACGAGGAAUUAGGAAAACUUAAGUUAGAACACUAUACACAUAAAAAGUUUAUGAAUUCACCUAAUAAACUGAUUAAUUCAAAAGACAUUGUAACUAAUGAUGAUAGUAAUAAUAACAAUAGUAAUGAGAAAAGUAAUCAAAUUAUACAACAGAAACAACAAAAUCGCAUUUCAUUCGAUGCAACUGAUGAAGACUUGACUACUAUCGAGAUUUCAGCGAAUAACCAACUACACCACCAACAACAACUCUUAUCACAAUCAAAUGGAUUGAAUUGUAGUUUAUCAGAUCAAUUAUCAGAAUCAGUGACAAAUCGUUUAAAUCAUUUAGAAGAAGUGAACCGACGUUUAAAUAAAGAACUUGAAGUGACUAAAAUGUUAUUAGUUAAAGCUCAGUCUGUUAAUGAAGUUAAUAUUGAGACAGAAGCAUCUUUAGCUGAAGUGAAACGUGAAAAUCAAUUGUUAACUAAUAAGCUUGAAAGACUCGAAACAGCUUUGUCAGUUCAAGAUGAGCGUUUAUGUCAAUUGGAUUUAGAACGAAUGAGCUUUGAAACGGAUGCAAGAAAAACAAGAGAAUCGUUAAAUUCAUUUAAAGAAACUUCCGAAAGACAUAUCAGUGAGUUAUCACGUGAAAAUGAUUAUUUAACUGAAACUAUCAAGAACUUAAGAGGUAAAAAUAUCAAUGAUAUUUCAUCAGAUGAAAGAAUUGCACGUCUAGAAAAAGAAAAUAGUGUGCUUGGUGAAUCCGUUCAAAAUAAUGUGACAUGUUUAGCACGAGCUGAGCUAGAAAUCAGUCAAUUACGUCAUCGUUUGACUAAAGCAGAUGAAUUAUGUAAACGUUUAGAUUCAUUAACAGAUGAACGUAAUCAAUUAAGUGCUGAAUUAGGAGCAGCAAAGCGUGAAAUUACCGCUUUAAAAGAAGCCUGUUCAAAACAAACAGAUCUAGAGAUAGCUCUUGUCUCAGCAGAAGGUAAUUGUGCACGUCUUCAAACACAAUUGUCAACUAUCCGUGCAACAUGUGAAAAUUCAGUAAAUAUGGAAAAUGAAUUGAUAAGAUUGAGGCAAAUUGAAACUAAAUGUGAGCAAUUGCAAAAUGCGUUGUUUGCUGCUAUACAAAAGACAGCUCAAGUUGAAGUGGAACGGGAUAAUUUAUCAACACGUCUAACUAAUUUAAAACAAAGUCUUCAUUCUCAAAGGUUAUUAGAGUCAGAAAAUGAUGAAGCUGAUGAUGAAGAAGGUGGAAUAGUUGGUUUACAUGAUGAAGAAGUUGAUAGUGGUAAUAAAACGGGUGAUUCAACAGAAGAAACAUCUCCUGAAUGUUUAGGUGUAACGAAAUUACGCAGAAAAACCAUAAGUGUGCCACCAAAUUUACGUCAUCGUGAUCGACGACGUAGAGGAGGAUAUAUCAGUUAUGAAACGGAACUUGGCAGGUUGGAUUCAGAAAUUAAACGUUUAGAAGCAGAAAGAGAUACAUUGCGUAAAAGUCUGGAAGAAAUCCAAGCUAAAUUAACAAAUGAAGAGGCAGCUCAUGAGUCUGCUAUGAAAGAAUCAGAUGAGAAAUCAAGGCAGAAGAUUAGUCAAUUGGAAUCAGAAGUAAAUCAUUUGAAAGCAUCAAUUCGACUAUCUGAUCAAGAAAUACGAAGAUUACGCAGAGAGUUAAGGGAUUCUGAAACAGACCAACAUUUAUCUGAUGCAAUGGAAAAGAUUAAACAAUUAGAAUCACAAAUUCUAAGAUUGAAUAAUACAAUUAAACAAAAUGAAACACAUUUGAAAGAUGGUGAACAACAACGAUCCGAAUUACGUCAACAAGUAAAUAUUGAACAGAAAACAGUUUCAGCUUUACGUAACGAAUUAAUUAUGGAAAAAAUCCAGUUACAAAAACGUAGUUCUGAAUUGAAAUGUAUUCAAGUCUGUUUAGAAAAGUAUGGAUUAUCAAAAAAUUGGUUCAAGGAAUUAAGUUCUAAAGAAAAUAGCAUAGAACAAACAAAAUUAAUAGAUUCAUUUAUGGAAAAUUUUAUUAGUCAAUUAACUAAAAAUGUAAAUAUUAAAAAUGAAGAAUUUGAUUUAAUUAAACAACAAAUUAAUGGACUUCAAUUAAAAAAUUCUGAAUUAAUAAGUCAAUUAAAAAUAAAAAGUCAAGAAUUAGAAGAAUAUGAAAAAAUAAAAGCUAAUAACUGUACUACUAUUAAUACUACUGAUAUUUCAAUACAAGAAAAUUCUUCAAUUUUAAUACAAAUAAAAGAUCGUGUCAUUGAACUUGAACGUGAAAAUGCACGUCUUAAUGAAGCACUACAGAAUGAAAUUGCACACAAUGAAAAUAUUAAAGCAAAUAAUCAAAACUUAGAAAUACGUAUUAAUACUUUUCAAGAACAAUCUGUUUCAAUACAACGACAAUUAGCUGAAUUAAUUGCAACAAAUGCUCGUUUACAAGUUGAAAAUACUACAUUACAUAGUCAGUUAGAUAGUUUUCAAGGUCAAAAUUCUAAUCUAUCUGCCCGAAUUACUGAACUUGAAUCUGAAAUUCACCAUUUAUCAAAUGUACUUGAUACAAUGCAUACAUCUAAAUCACAAUUAACUACUGAUUAUGAACAAUUACAAUGUCUACAUGAAAAAUUAACACAAGAUUAUGAACAAUUAAUUGAAGCAUUGAAAACUUCAAAAGAAUCUCAACGUCAAUUAAAAGCAGAAAUACAAUUAGCUAAUGAACAAGUUAAUAAAUUACAAAGUGAAGCAAAUGAAGUACAACGAUUAAAAAAUGCAUUAGAACAAGAAAGAGGUAGUUUAAAAGGUGAAGUGAAACAAAUUGUUCAAUUCAGAGAAGAAAAUGCACGUUUACAAUCUGAAUUAAAUUCUUUAAAUGCAAUAUUAACUCGUGAAAGACAUGAAAAAACUAAUAUAUUAGAACGUAAUCGAGAAAUUCGUCAUCAAUUACAAGAUAGUGAACAUAGAAAAGAACAAUUAACUAAUGAAUUACAAAAAUAUCAAAAAUUAGAACAAACAUUACAUAAUGAAAUAGAAAGUUUAAAAACACGAUUACAAAUGUUAACAGAACUUAGUUCGAAAUAUGAAAAAGAAAAUAAAUCACUACUUAGUCAAUUACAAAGUUUAUUGAAUCAAAAUCAAGAGAUUUUAGCAUCAACUUUGAAAAAUUGUGAAAAUCAUGUCAGUCAAGAAGGUGUACUCAGAGAACGUUUAUUAUCUAUGCAUAGACAAAAACAACAACUUGAAGAAAAAGUUAUGGAACAAUAUCGUAAUGGUUCAUCAUCUAAAAGUGAUUUGACUAAUCAACUGCUUUUGGAAAGUCAAAGACGUUUGACGCUUAUUCAAAGAGCUCGGGCAGCAUUAAAUAAACAUCAUUUUCCACACAAUGCUGAAUACAAUAAAAAUAAUUUAGGUUAUAGCACUGUUUCUACUUUACAUUCUCAAUCUUCCUGGUUAAAUGAUAGUUACAGAUCAAUACCAACCAUCGGACAAACAUCAUCAACAUUGCAUCGUUGCGAUAAACGUCUUGUACCUGGUUCAGUGUCCAUUUAUGAUCGUGAUCCAGAUGAACAAAGUCAGGAUGCUUUAAAACAAUUUUUAAAAUAUUUAGAUGAUUCAAGUGGAACCAACACACGACCAAGUUCAGCUGUUCCUCCUCAAAUUUCAAAUCAUAAACAAUUUGGAAAUCACGAUUUCUUAUUGCCUAUAAGACCAAAUUCCGGUGGUUUAACAAUGAGUCCAUGCAUAGAGAAACGACCACAAUCAAGGUUAAGCUCAGAUAGAUUUACUGAAUGUAUGGAUUCACCGAUUUCUGGUCGAUCUUCUCAUUCAAGUUCAAAUGGUAUAAAAUCUCAAUUAAUUAAUCAAACUCAUCAUUUUCCACACCGAAUCGAUAAACAUAUUCUUAAUUUGAAUAACACAAAUGGUUGGUUGAGUAACGAUGAUUCACAUGAUCGUUCAGUAUGUAGUAGUAAUAGCAGUAGUAAUGGUAUGAAUAGUCAAAAUCUUCCAUCAACAGAAAGAUGCGAAAAACAAAUUAGUGAAAUUGUACAAAUUAAAGCAACUACUGAUGAAUCAAAUAAUGUAAUUCAUAAAAACAUUAUAUCAGACACAUCAACUAAUAUCAAUACAAGUUCACCGAAACCAGGUCUAUCCAGAUCCUCAUCGUUGUGUUACAAUAAACUCAACGAUCCAAUACACGUGCAACGUGCUUUGAAUAGUAUGGCUAGUAAUAAUGCUAAUAGUUGUCAUUCUACUCAAAUAAUAAACAAUUCAUUGACAAAUAGAUGUGAUGAUAAUCCUACCAGUAGUGGUACCGUUGGAUUGAAUAAUUCCAAAUAUUUCAACAACCCUACUUAUAUCCAACAUACAGGAAAAUCUUUCGAGUCAAAUACAAGUUCAAAAUCCGAAAACAAUCAAAAAUCUAUGCCACCAAACAAUAACAGUUAUAAUAUAAAUAGUAUGGCUAGUAAUUGUACUGAGUCCAUCCCAAUAUUCGACCAUCAUAAAACAUCGAAUAUGAGUAAAUCCGCUUUAUUACGAGAACAAUUCUUCAGUUCUAUGAUAGGUGAAGCUGAUCGUAAUCAACAAACGCAACAACAUCAGUCUUUAGAAUCUUCUUCAGAGUUACCUAGAAAACCGAAAGUCUUACUGCAAUACAGAGAUUUGUGAUUUAUAUUGAGUAUAAAACAUCCUAUGUACAUCAUUUAUUUACUUCAUUUAUACUUUUUCAUAAUACAUUUGUGAAUAUCCACACAUGGUAUAUAAAAAAAGUUAUUUCUUAUUAUCUAGUAACUAUAUAUUUUUUAUAAUAUAGCUGUGCACAAUGUUUUUCUCUUUUUUUUGGAAUAUUUAAUUGCACACUUCUCUGAUCUCACUCUAGUGAACAUAGAUAUUCGACCCAUGUCUUCCUUUCGUACUGCUCGUCAUUAUGACUGGUUUCGCUUUAAAUCUUGUUUAAAAAUGCGUGGUGCGUAUUUUGAAAUUUCUUACAAUAGACUGAAAUUUGAAAUUUUUUAAUUAAGAAUAGUGCAUAAAUCACUUUAUUAUUAUAUUUGAAUGCACUUGAAAUGAUAUUAUUCACAGAAUUUCCAUGUACAGUUAAUUAAUUAUUAUUGCUUUUGUUUAAUAUAAAGGAUAUUAUAUACUUACAUAAAUAUUCACACGCUUUCGUUCAAUAUCCAGCUUAAUAAUCAUGAGAAUUUUAGUGUUUCAAGUCUGAAAAUACAUUUUGAGUAAUUGUUAUAUAAUCAAGUACAAACGAACAAACAUUGUGCUUAGAUUAGUACGUAU
Schistosoma spindalis is the source of this 6906-nucleotide messenger RNA. The record is from the annotation of a GenBank genome assembly. NCBI's taxonomy places the organism in Eukaryota, Metazoa, Platyhelminthes, Trematoda, Strigeidida, Schistosomatidae.